Molecule: messenger RNA, 1268 nt
Organism: Danio aesculapii
Lineage: Eukaryota; Metazoa; Chordata; Actinopteri; Cypriniformes; Danionidae
Gene: lbh
Product: LBH regulator of WNT signaling pathway
Exons: 3
Coding region: 121-399 (92 amino acids)
Biological process (GO): positive regulation of DNA-templated transcription
Cellular component (GO): nucleus
Source: RefSeq, a predicted model, not a curated record
AGGACGCAUGCGUGCGCCGCUGCGGGACUCAGAUGAAGCUCCACGCCGCUCACCGACACUCUGAGCGGGGAAACACGCGAGCAGGAACCGCUGGACUACCGCUCAGCGUGUGUAGCCGUGAUGACUGACGUGAUGAUCAGCGCAGCACCGAUGGAUGAUAUGAGGCUCAGUCCCAGCAAGGAGCGGCUCACCUUUCAGAUCUUCCCGGACCCGUCAGACUUCGAGCGCUGCUGUAAACUGAAGGAGCGUCUGCCAUCCAUCGUGGUGGAGGCGACGGAGGGAGAGGUGGAGAGCGGAGAGCUGCGCUGGCCCCCGGAGGAUUUCCUGAUCACUGAGGAAGAGGAGGAGGAAGAGGAGGAGGAGGAGGAUCAGCAGAACACACACAACACCCAGCAUUAGAGACGCUCGCAAUCACUCAACACACACACACACACACACACACACAGGAGAUCAGGCCUGGACUGACAGCAGACUGAUCUCACACACACACACAUACACUCCCAUGAACUGCGUCAGCACUGAGAAUUAAAGUGUGUGUGUGUGUGUUUAAAUGCAGGGAGUGAGGAGUGUGUGUGUGUUUAAAUGCAGUGAGUGAGGAGUGUGUGUGUGUGUGUUUAAAUGCAGUAAGUGAGGAGUGUGUGUGUGUUUAAAUGCAGUGAGUGAGGAGUGUGUGUGUGUGUGUUUAAAUGCAGUGAAUGAGGAGUGUGUGUGUGUGUUUAAAUGCAGUGAGUAUGUGUUUAAAUACACUGUGUUCAUUUGUGUUGGAAUACAGUGAGAAAGUGUGUGCAGUGAAUGCAGUUGAAUGCAGUGUGUGUGCUUGUGAGAGAGAGUGCAGUGAGUGAGGUGUGUGUGUGUUUUUCUGAACACAGUGAGUGCUUAGUGGUGUGUGUGUGUGUGUGUGUGACAUUAUUUACCUAUUUGUGAUGAUGAACUGAUGAUGAUGAUGACAGUGACAGCAUUCCUGCGCUCAUUCCCUUUAUUUACACUGUUUUCUGCACACACAGCUUCAGAUGUGAGUGUGUGUGUGUGUGUCCGUGGUGUGUGAUUGUACUGUAAAUAGACUGAUGGUAGUGUGUGUUUGUGGAGAAUCGUGGCUUGUCUUCUGUUGUCUACAGAUGUGUGUAGUAUAUACACACACACAUGCACACACUUAUGUACGUGUCAGUGUUGAUGUGUUCCGGGGCACUUCCUGUUUACUCGUCCCUCUUCAUCUGAAAAGACUCAGGGAGUUUCUCUUAUUGUGUGUGUGUGUGUGUGUGUGUGUGUGU